CCCCUUGCAUGUGCCCAGCUGGGGAUUCAGCCGUGUCCCGGCCAGGAGCCCUGCCGUGUGCCAGCCUGGUGGCACCGUGCCGCAGGGGUGGGGAUGGUGGUCUGGCCCUGCGGAGAGCCGGCAGCCAGGGUGACCUGCUUUCGGGCGGGGUGGGGGCUCUGCUGCAUCUCCUCCUAAAAACGCGCUGCAUGCCGAGCACAGAGCCCCUGGCAGGCCGGGCAGGGCAGCGGGCUGCGUGGGGACAGGGCUGUGCUGCCAGGGGGGACAGGGCUGCCUUGUUGGGGCUGCCAGGUGGGCUGUGCUGCCCUGUGCCUGUCCUUUGGGUGCUGUGCUGACCUGUGCCUGCUGUCCUUUGGGGACUGCCAGGGGCUGUGCUGCCCUGUGCCUGUCCCUUGGGGGCUGCGCUGCUUUGUGGCUGUCCCUUGGGUGCUGCUAGGUGGGCUCUGCUGCCUUGUCACAGCUGCCAGGUGGCUGCGCUGCCCUGUGGCCGUCCUUUGGGUGCUGGCAGUGGCUGUGCUACCCUGUGGCUGUCCUUUGGGUGCUUCAGGGGCACUGUGGCUGUGGCUGUCCCCGAGCCAGUGGCCAUGCUGGGGCCCUGCUCCGUGCAUGCCCUGCAGCAGCAGCAGCAGCAGCAGCAGUGCGCUGUCAGCAGCUCCACAGCCGAACCGAUUGCUCCUCUGAAGCACCGUCCCUCCUGCCGGGCUGCUUAUCCCCGAGGAGAGAGCCUGGGAAAGGAGGGUACAAAACCCGGUCAGGGCUGCUGUGGUUGUCCCCCCAGCCUGGGUGCAGCUUGACAGAGCGCUGGGGGGACACGGCCUGGAUGGUCCUUGGGGUUCUGGGGGUUCCUUCCCCCACCUCUGUUGUCCCCCAGGGCUGAGUGCCCAGCCAGUGGCAAAGUUUGGACCCACUUGGGUGCCCCUAGGUCCUGCCAGGCCGUGGUGUCCCUGCUUGGGGUGGUGACAGGUUUGCUGCUGGUAGCACCUCAUCCCUCUGUAGAGCCCUGAGGACACAGGAUAAGGCCAGGUCACCCACCUGCAGGCACACAGGGCCCCGUGGCAGGGAGGGCCACUCAGACAAUGAUUCCAUGCAGGGAUGCCCUCCAACCACUCCUGCUGGGACAGGCCAGCUCUGGGCUCUUCUCUCCCAUCCCUGAGAGGUUUUCUUGGAGGCAUCAAAGGUGGUGGCUGCCACGGGGCAGCAAGGCUGUGACACUGCCUUGGGACACUUCUUCCUGCCUGUGGUGCUGUGCCCAUGCACCAUCCCCAUGCACCAGCUGUGCCCAUCCCUGUAUCCCUGAGCCCCGUGGGAGCCCUCCCUGCUCUGGGGCUGGAUGUGGGGUGUCCCCAUGGCUGCCAGCACAGCCAGGAGCCAUCCCAGGGUUUGGCCAUACUGCUGUGCCCCCAGGAGCCUCAGGGUGCUGCUGGGUCCCACCUGGCAGUGGGAGCUGCUCGGCAGAGCUGUGCCUGCAGCUCGGGCGAGGCUCCUGUCCCUGGCUGCAGAGCCUGGCCCCUUUCCUGCCCUGCUUGCAGGCGGAGCGCAGCGGAGCAGCCCUGACAUGAGCCCAGCUUGGCCUCGGCAAGAAGGUUUGAGAGCAAAGAGCAGCAGCCCGAGGGGAGAGCACCCCCGAGACUGGGCAUGGAGGUCAUGGCCCCUGCCAUCAUCAAUGCCAUGAAUGGCUCCUCUGUGAAGCUCUCCUGCACCUUCAACUCCUGCUACAAGGUGGAGAACAAGCAGUUUUCCCUCAACUGGACGUACCAGGAGUGCAGUAACUGCUCGGAGGAGCUGUUCCUGCAGUUCCGCACCAAGAUCAUGAACAAGCAGCUGGACCGCUUCGGGAACCGCGUGGAGUUCACCGGCAACCCCGCCAAGUACGACGUGUCCUUCACCCUCAAAAACGUGCAGCUGGAGGACGAGGGCACCUACAACUGCUACGUGCUGAACCCCCCGGACCGGCACCGGGGCCACGGCAAGAUCAGCCUGAAGGUGCUCACCAAAGAGCCCCCGAAGCACGACUCGACGGUGGCCGUGAUCGUGGGCGCCUCCGUGGGCGGCUUCCUGGCCGUGGUGAUCCUGGUGCUGAUGGUGGUGAAGUGCGUGCGCCGGAAAAAGCAGCAGAGGCUCAACACGGACGACCAGAAGACAGAGGAGGAGGGGAAGACAGAUGGUGAAGGCAACCCGGACGAGGGCACCAAGUAAAGGCCCCCUGCCCGCCCCUCCCUCCUGUCCCCUGUACAGUGUCACCCUCUUGAUGUGCUUCCCAGAGCAAGGAUUUCUGUCUCCCCAGAGCAUCCCUCCUUCCAUGCAAACACCCAACCCAGCCUGGAGCAGGGCGCAGAGAGAAGGUCCCUGGAGCCUGGCUGUGCUGGGCAGGGCUGGGGAGGGGGGCUGAAGCCCCUGAGGCUGAGCUGGGACCAGCCUGUCCCCUGCUCUGAGUGCCAGCGUUGUGAGGAGGUGCUGGGGACAGGCUGGGGUGGGUGAGGGGGGCCCUGUGCAGCCCCCACUCAUGGAGGGACUGGAGCAGGGGGUGCCAGGAGGGACAGAGGGGUCUGGGCAGCCCCGUGCCCCAUUGUCUGCUCUGUGUCCCAGUAGAAAAUGUGAGCAGGGGCCAGCAGUCUGCCCUUGGGUCAGGACUCAUCCCCAGGUGCUCCUGCUGUGCCUGGGCCACUGGCACUGGUGUUCCCAUCCCGAGGGAUCCUGAGAGCUGCCAGUCUCCUCUUUGCCAGCUCGUGCUCCUCAGGGACUGUCCCAGGCUGCUCAGGAGUCAAGGCCAUGAGCCCACCCAGUGUCUUGGAGCUUUGCAGUGUUUUGGAACCAUGAACAGCCCUUGGUGUGUGAGGGAUGGACCCUUCUGCCUCUCGGGCUGGUUUGGGGUCUGAGCAUCUCAGCCCAAGGUGCUGGGCUGACCUUUUUGUGCUCGUUUCCUUCUUGGGAAGGGUGGUUGUAGUGGAAAAUGUCCUGCUGAUGUCAAACUGGGGUGGUGGGGAGUGCUGGGGUGAGGCUGCUCGGGACAAGGAGCUGCUGAAAGGGAGAGGAGCUUUUGGGCACUUGCUAGGAAGGACUGGGCACAACAGCAGGCCCAGAGUUAGGACAGCUCUGUCACCCUGGAGCAGCCCUGCGCUGCUGAGACGGCCUCCUGCAGCCUCCCUGCAGAGCACUGCACACUGUAACUGCCAUGGCAAUGCACUGCCAGCCUGCCCAGCCCCCUGUGCCACCUGCCUCGCCCGGCAGGUGAGCUCUGCUGGCUGCAGCACCGGGCCUUCAGGCAGGGAAUGACCCAGGGCAGUGUCCCCAGGCCUGAGCUUUUCUCCUCCCGUGGCUGCCAGGAGGGGGACAGUGCCCGGAACCACAGGGGACACUGCCCAGGGACAGGUGAUGGAGGUCCUGUCACCCACGAGCAGCACUGCCAGGGGAGAAGGGACACCUUUGCCACGUCCCUGUGUAGGUGCCACCCUGGCAGUGCCAUCAGGCCCCAGGGAUGGCGGGACAGCUGUGCCCUCCCCGCUCUGCCCCAUCGCUUCCCACCCCGGCCCCACAUGCCCGUCCAUCGCACUCGACCCCCUGGGCUCCACGCUGCUCCCCUCCCAUCCGCAGCAGGAAUGUGCCGUGUCCCACGCCUGCCUCCCUCCCCGGGCCCCGCUGCCCCGGAGGGCCGGGCUGUCCCCACCCCGCACAGUGCCAGCGGUGCCGCAGGGCUCCCGCGCCGCUUUCAGGGCUGUCCCCGGCUCCGGGGGGCUGAGCCAGCACCUCGGGGGCACGGAGGCCUCCGAGUGCCGCACACGACCAGUCUUGCAUCUGCCUUUCAUUUCUUCUCGUGCACUAUCCUUGGAUUGCAACUUGCCAAUGCAUCUGUCUGUACGUGGCUGUGGCCAGCAGAGCUGACAAAUACAGAUCUGUUCACUCGGGAGGGGCUGCUCUGCCUCGGGCGCCUUCCCCGGCCUUCUCUGGCCGAGCACUCUGCCGAGCGUGGGAUGUUUUUAUUGCUCUUUGUACAGUCAAACAAACAAAAGAACAACAAAACACCGA
Molecule: messenger RNA, 4023 nt
Organism: Passer domesticus (house sparrow)
Lineage: Eukaryota; Metazoa; Chordata; Aves; Passeriformes; Passeridae
Gene: SCN2B
Product: sodium voltage-gated channel beta subunit 2
Exons: 4
Coding region: 1636-2196 (186 amino acids)
Cellular component (GO): plasma membrane
Source: RefSeq, a predicted model, not a curated record